Saitoella complicata NRRL Y-17804 is the source of this 5249-nucleotide messenger RNA. RefSeq lists its product as uncharacterized. The record is from RefSeq and is a predicted model, not a curated record. Bases 262 to 5217 code for a protein of 1651 amino acids. The transcript has a single exon. NCBI's taxonomy places the organism in Eukaryota, Fungi, Ascomycota, Saitoellomycetes, Saitoellales, Saitoellaceae.
GGCUGCGUCACCGACGACUGCGCAGGAAGGGUUUGAAACGGAGAAGCUCAAUUGGGAUCUGGUCAAUCUGAGUUGUUCUGUUUGCCGUUUUCAGUUGUAUCCUAUAGUUAAGCGGCGAAGGCCAAUCGGCUCCAGCGCAGAGCGUGCUCAGCACGGUCCGUUCACACAUCUUUACAACACCGCGAGCAGGAGCACCAAUCCUGUAGGGAGUUCGCUUGCAUCAGAAACUCUUCUUUCGGUCUUCACCUUUGAGGGUUUGCCAUGCUCUCUCUCCUCCAACGCGAACUCUCAUUCUUCUCGAACGAAGCCAAAAAGAAGCAAUCCAACGUUAAAGACGCCGCAGACACCUCCGCAAAACUCCUCACCGAAGCCGCCCGUCAUGCCCGUACAUCCGGCGAAUCAGACCUAGCUAACGAACUACGUGCCCGGCCGGCCUUCUUUACGACUUUCUGGAGGGCAUGCGAGACGAAGGAUGCAAAGUUCGUUAAUUCGAGUUUACUGGCGUUACAGCGGCUGAUACCGACUGCCGCUAUCCCGGACACGUCGCUGCAUUCGUUGAUUCGGGCGUUCGUCGUCGCCUCUCGUAUUCCGAGCACGGAUAUCAACCUCAAGCUUUUACAGUGUUUACCACCAUUGUUCACCUCGCCCUACUAUGCUCAUGCCUUAACAGGCGAACUCUUAUCCGAUGCACUCCGAAUCUGUUUUGAAUUUGCGACCACGAGAGGGGGCGGGCUGGUCAGUGAUAUCGCCGGCGCGACAUUACGGCAAUGCUUACGAUCGCGCUUCGAGCUCUGCGAGGUCGAAGGUGACGAAGGACAGAAAGCCGCUCGAUCGCUGCUUGACGCCCAGAAGAUAUUCGAGGAUUUGUGCAUCUUGGUAGGCGGUGCAAGAGAUGGGACCAGCACCCCUUCCUUCCUCAAAUUGAAUAAUCUGCAUACCGACCUGGCUCUGGAAUUGAUCGAAGGGAUUUUGUCGGGGCAUAGUAGUUUGUUGGCAACCCACGAGGAGUUUGUGAGAGUAUUACAAGCACGACUGGCACCUCCCAUCAUCCAAUCUUUUUCCGAAAAGCGAGACUUCACCACAACCAUCCGGACAGCCCGCGUUGUAUCCCUACUACUUCGAAGAUUCCUGCCACACCUCGUCACGGAGUGUGAGAUCAUUUUGUCUUUACUCCUCCAUAUGCUCGAACCGGACUCCACAUCCGCUGCGUGGCGACGGAUGUUGGCGAUGGAGAUACUGAGAGAGACGGUUUGCGGAGAACAUGAUCUACUACGACUCAUUUACACAUCGUACGAUGCUGCUGAUACGCAUAAACCGAUGCUUAGGGAGUUGGUAACGGCGCUAAACCGUCUCGCGUCCGAGAAGAUUGCGUCCUCAACGCCUGCUGUGAUGCCGUCGUUGAAUCGCGCGGAGUCAGCAUAUGAAGUAGCUGGAGGCGUCGCAAACAUAUUGUCGACAGCGCUCACUGGUACAUCACAGGAUAAUCUCAUAGUGUCUAAUUCUUGUGAGCCGAAGACUCCGUAUAUUGAGAUGCUGGAUAAAUCUGGUCCGCCGCCGGGAAUCGCGUCCGGGUAUUUGGGGUUGCUUGUUGUGGAGUGUGUUAGAGGGAUCGUGGAGGGGUUAGUUUGGUUUUGUGGGCCGUUGGUGGAGGGAGAUCAAGCCCUUGCUGAGGCCGUACGGGCGGAAGAUGUUUCUCCAUCUGACGCCAGGUCCAGUAUCACGAGCGGACCCGGGAAAUGCUCUAUGGAGAGUGAGGAGGGUAUGGUGAGGGAAUUCAAAGGCGAGAAGCCGGUGGAUUACGAUGAUGUUAUGGAGUGUAAGCUGAUUCUGAAUGAUAACUGGCCGGGGUUGUUGGCGACGUUCUCGACCUUUCUAUCCUCGACACUCCUCGACUCGACACUCUUCGAAGGCAUCGUGGGGUCCUUUGGGGAGUUGACCGUGCUGCUCUGCCGUCUGGGUUUGGCGACACCGGCUGAGGCGUUCAUGACGAUGUUUUUGCGGUAUGCGACCCCGUUGGGUGCAGAUGCAGGUGCUGGUGGGUCAACUCAACCAGGUUACAGUUUGAGCACGGCUUCGUUCUCUAUGGCGUUGGCCUCGCCUACGAUAUCGAAGGUUAUUGAUGGCGCACGGAGUUUGUGGGGCGCCGAAGCAGUGGCUAUUUCGCCCGGCUCCAUUACACCAGUGGGGACACUUCAAGACGGCGGCGGGCAACAGCCGUUCUCGAGUCGGAACCUGAUUUGCGUUAAGUGUUUGCUCGACGUUGGUCUCAAACUUGGAGACGACCUCGGGAAGGCGUGGUCGAUCGUCUUAGAGGGCUUACAGCAAGCUGAUCUGGGGUUGUCGACGUCUACAUCACUUUCGUCAAAACGAACGAGUCAAAGGCCGGACGACUUGGGAGUUGAUCCGAGGAAUGUAGUUGAGUUGCAGGAACGUAUGAAGGAGAUGGUUGAGAAGACGACGUCAUUUGCGCAUCCCGAGUUCCGGGGGUUCCUUGAGUGUCUUUGUCAGUUGAACGCGACCCUGAUUGGAUUGAUAACGAGUACGGAGUCGGAUCCUGGAUAUGUUGCGUCCUCUGCAAAUGCUUCCUCGCCCCCGCCUUCUCCUGCGGCAAUAAUUCGGCACAGUCACCGUCGAACCGCGAGUUCGGCGAGUCUGUCAAGGAUUAUCACGUUGACGUCGAAUCCCCUGAAGCAAACCUUUGCAUUGGACAAGUUGCUUGAAGUUGCUGAGCACAAUAUUCCAAGAUUCGCGCGGUUGAAGCCGGAGGCGUCGGGGUGGAAGCUCAUCGUCGAGCAUUUACACAAGACUGUACGAGCGAGGGAGGUAUCCAAUGAUGUUCGGGUCCGGGCAGCUAAGAUUAUAUGCAGGCUUGCCAAGCUAUUGUCAUUGCAAGAGGAGGUAUACGAGAUAGCCGGGGCUCAGCAGCGCUUUCUACGGUCACUGGAACCUCUAGUGCUUGUCACGCAAUCUCAGUCAACAAUAUCUAUCCCAGACUCUUCGACGAAAGCUGCUGAACUCGAAAUCCGGAGAUUGGCGCUAGAGACUUUGAAAGACGUGCUUGACGAGUCUGGCCAAGCGCUGACGGAGGGAUGGGAUAUUGUCAUCGAGAUUCUCCGAUCUACGACGACGAGGUCUGCGAGUUCUGGGUCUGGGACGGCCACGCCAACGCCGGAACUGUUAUCGCUCAAUCCUGUCUCAGAUAAAUUGGUACGGUUGGCUUGUGAGUCCGUCCAACUCAUUUUUUCCGAGUAUCUCGCCGCUGUUCCUGUUGCAGCGCUGACCACGCUCAUCGAGGCACUUGGCUCGUUCGCUGGGCAAGAUGAAGAUUUCAAUGCUGCCUUGACCUCUGUUGGUUUGUUCUGGAUCUUGUCUGAUUACAUUCAAGCGCAAUGUCCGUCUUCGGUCGAUUUUGAGCGUGUUUUUGACGGCUACGAAGAUGUUAUACGCUCAAAUCAAGAACGACCCGAGGAUGUGUAUGCAUUGUGGAUGCGACUGCUCCUUCAGCUCUGCGAUCUGGCGAAAGACGAGAGACCCGAGGUGAGACAUGCCGCGAUUCAGAUCAUCUUCCGGGUCUUCUCAAACUUCAAUGGAGGUGUUCGUGCUUGGCAGUCUUGUUGGAUCAUCUUAGCUCAAUUGAUGAGUUACAACCCCGAUUCGAAUCCCGAUCAGUAUGAGUACGAGCAAGAGGACUUGCGCCAUGGGGAAACUACCAAUCUUCUUCUCGAGGGCAUAUCUAACGUGUUCACUCAGCACAUCGAGGUGUUUGAAAGUGUACCUUCGUUCUUAUCUUUCUGGGAACGCAGCCUUGGCUUUCUCGGCCAAAUCAGCGAGCAGAACGAGGCGAAAACAACGCCAGCUGCGUUUAUCGCUAUGAACACUGUUUUCGUUGCUGCAGGAAGGGUCUCCGAUCGCUUGAAACUCUGGGAAUCGUCCUGGCAGACAUGGACACACGCCGGCACUUGUCUUCUCGGAAGCGGUCGGAGUGCGGAGGCGGUGUCACAGGAGUCUUUCCAUGCCUGUCUUAAAACAUUCGGAGCGCUCCGUCAACUCUCACCUGGUGCGCUUGGUGAGGCUGAUCUGCAGCAAUUUCUCGAGAUACUUUACGACGUCCUCUCGUACCAGGAAGGUGGCACGUAUCCCUAUGACAUGGACAUCCUGUCGCCUGUACAGACCGCGGUCCUGUCAUGCAUGACUUCUUUUACCGAGGAGUCCGCUAAUUCACCAGUUGACAUCAUGGACUUCCUAAUAAGGGCACUAAGAUUAGCGAUUCGAAAUGGCGGUCUUAGAGUCAAGGGUAAGCCGACUUAUGUGGCUUUUACAAAUGCUGCGAUCGAGUUCGCGGCAACAUUCUACGCCGCUCACUAUGAGAACACAUCCAUCUACCGCUCUGGCUCAUACAACUGUCUGGUUAGCGUCCUACAGGAAUACGUCACCCUCAAAUAUCACGGACCAGAUCAAGGCAAAUCGCGCAAGAACCCCAAUUUAUGGCGUUCGGCGACGCAGCCUUUGGUCGAACUAGCUUCGAGGGGUCUCCCUGUUCUGCUCAGAGAAGCCCCGGAGAGACGUGCCCAGGUGAUGAGAACGAUGUUGAAGGGGAUGAGUAGUAUGACGUUUGUCUCGCCGGAGGAUUAUCUCCUUCAGGCCGACAGUACGGAUGAGAAUUUCGAUAUGGACGCAUUAUCGCAGUUGCAGGAACCCAUUGUUACCGCUCUUGGUCACGAGUCCUCUACUGCUUCUGAUGACGAUCUCGUUGAUGCGUACAUCACAUUAUUCGCCCGAGCUUCCGUGAUCAACCCCCUCCGACCCAUCCGCACCUCCUCGGCACUCACCCCCGAAGAAAAGCAAUGGGGCAAAAAUCCUAACCCGCGACGCGCCAUGGGAUUGUUCUGCCUGAACGAGCUAUUCCGCAUCAGCGUUGUCGCCAGAGAGAGAAAUUACCCACGAAUCACGGAAAGAGCGGUUGAAGCAUCUCUCCGCAGAGCCAUGAUGACACUCGAGAAUUUUGUCGUGGAUCGGCCUGUCGCGGGUAAGAAACCGAUGCGGAAGAUGGAAAAGAAGGAGGUUAGGGAGAUUGUUGAUGGGGUGCUUGGGUUGGGUGGAAGAAAGGACAAGCCGUUUAUGAAGUUAUACCCGUUAUUUGUGACGGCGUUGCCGCUGUGUGGGGGUGAGAAGGACAUGAUGGAUACGGUGGGUAGGAUAUUUGCGGCGGCACCUUGAAUGAUAUUUGAUGACUUUCUCACGCUCAUGGC